CACGUGGGCCCCGGCGCCGAGAAGUCUCCGCCCCGAGCUGGAGCGGCUGGGCUGGCUGCGGAGCGGUGCUGGGGCUGGCCGAGGGGCGGCCACCCGGAGCCGGGAUGCCAGAAGGGCCGCUGGUGAGGAAAUUUCACCAUUUGGUCUCCCCCUUUGUGGGCCAGCAGGUGGUCAAGACAGGGGGCAGCAGCAGGAAGCUACAGCCCGCCGGCCUGCAGUCUCUGUGGCUCCAGGAUGCCCAGGUCCAUGGAAAGAGAUUAUUCCUUAGAUUUGAUCCAGAUGAAGAAAUGGGGCCACUUGGCAACAGCCCACCACCAGAGCCUCCACAAAAAGACACGCAGAAGGAAGGGGCUGCAGACCCAAGGCAGGCCCGGGAGCCCAGCGGGUGGAAGACCCCUGAUGGAUCAUCACAGUCUGCAGGACUGGUCCCCCAGGGAGAGGGUGACUCACAGUGUUUGGCAGGAGCCAUCCCUGCAGAAGGUGCUGGAAGGUGGCUGCGUGUCUGUUUUGGUUUGUUUGGCAGCAUUUGGGUGAACGAGUUCUCCAGAGCCAAGAAAGCCAACAAGAGGGGUGACUGGAGGGACCCUGCCCCCAGGUUGGUCCUGCACUUUGGUGGUGGUGGCUUCCUAGCAUUUUAUAAUUGUCAGAUGUCCUGGAGCUCUUCCCCAGCGGUCACACCCACCUGUGACAUCCUGUCUGAGAAGUUCCAUCGAGGACAAGCCUUGGAAGCUCUAGGCCAGGCUCAGCCUGUCUGCUAUACGCUGUUGGACCAGAAACACUUCUCAGGGCUAGGGAACAUCAUUAAGAAUGAAGUCCUGUACAGAGCCGGGAUUCAUCCCCUCUCUCUCGGCUCCGUCCUGAGCGCCUCGCGACGGGAGGCCCUGGUGGAUGGCGUGGUGGAGUUCAGUGCAGCCUGGCUGCAGGGCAAGCUUCAGGGCCACCCGCAGCACACGCAGGUCUACCAGAAGGAACGGUGCCCUGCUGGCCACCAGCUGUUGAAGGAAGCGUUUGGGCCUCCAGGUGGGUUCCAGAGGCUCACCUGGUGGUGCCCACAGUGCCAGCCCCAGUUGUCGGAGGAGCUGGAGCAGCGCCAGGUCUCCUAAGGAGCUCCGGGUGCUCGUCAUGGAACCUUGCCCCUUGGGGACCCUGACGUCUAAGUGUCCAGAAAGGAGGAUGUGGGCAGAGACAGGGUGUAGAGGAUAGUGUGGUGCCAGCAUGAGAAUAUGCUGGAGUUAUGUUGAAGGCAGAGUUUUCAUAGGGUCUGAUUUGUUUCUUCUUUUUCUAGUUCAGUUAAUUCUUCCUGUUGAAUUGCAUCAUUGUGAAAGAUGAGGGAAAUCAUGGUGUUGGGUAAGGGGAAACGUCCCGAAGGCAGUGGGGCAAGGAAAGAGCUCAUGGGAAGUAGCUGUGCUCCCUGCAUGGCUUUGCAGAUGAUGUGGGGUUUUUUUGGUGUUUGUUUUGAGACGGGUCUCGCUCUGUCUCCC
This is a messenger RNA of Saimiri boliviensis boliviensis (Bolivian squirrel monkey), 1481 nucleotides long. It is a transcript of the gene NEIL2, whose product is annotated as nei like DNA glycosylase 2. Gene Ontology annotation, biological process: base-excision repair. Gene Ontology annotation, cellular component: nucleus. The record is from RefSeq and is a predicted model, not a curated record. Gene Ontology annotation, molecular function: DNA-(apurinic or apyrimidinic site) endonuclease activity; zinc ion binding; DNA N-glycosylase activity. NCBI's taxonomy places the organism in Eukaryota, Metazoa, Chordata, Mammalia, Primates, Cebidae.